Molecule: messenger RNA, 6802 nt
Organism: Poeciliopsis prolifica (blackstripe livebearer)
Lineage: Eukaryota; Metazoa; Chordata; Actinopteri; Cyprinodontiformes; Poeciliidae
Product: zinc finger protein 646-like
Source: RefSeq, a predicted model, not a curated record
GGCAGGAAGUGUGCUGCUGAAGCGGCGGCGGGGGGACACAGCAGAAAAAGUCGGAGGGUGAGCAGGAGGAGAAAAUAAGCAUGUCUAAUCUGUGAAAGGUGAACAAUCUUUGGGUCCAAGCCGAGCAUCCUUCUGCUGGCGGGCGCAGAGGCCAACCGAGGGUGGUUCCUCAUUGGCUGGUGUGCCCAUCGCUCCCUGCUGGCCCGCCACCCCAAGGCGGGCCGUGAUUGGCUGGAUGUCCUCUGGUGGUGGAAUAUGGCCUGGCCUCUCAGCUAAAGAGCUAAGCAACCUUGUCUUCUCCCCUCCCCCAGCCCCCCUACCCCCCCAACCCUUCACUGUUCAUUACUACGUUGUGAACCGUGACUCCUUCCAACUGCUCCGGGGUAGAGUACUAUGGCAAUGCAUGAUAUGAGUCGUGCCAAGGGAUUCCCCUGUAAAGAAUGUGAUAUGGUCUGCCCGAGUACUCCAAGUCUUCUAGAGCAUAUGAAAGCACAUUAUCAGCAGGAAGAGAGUGGUCGUUUUGAGUGUGAACAGUGUGGACGGAUUUACAAGCACGCAGCCAGCCUAGCAAACCAUAAGAAGUCUCACGAAGUGGGUUCGUUCCAGUGUCCAGUCUGUACCCGUACGCUACCGAACGCGGUAGCUCUGAAAAACCACCUUCGGAUCCAUACUCUGUCCCCAAGCAGUGCACACGCAGAGGAGGAGAACGAGGAGGCCCCUGAGGAGGCGGGCCAGGACGAGAGGAGCUUCGGCCUCGCCCAGGACCUCUCGGAUGGGUUUGGCCGUUCCCAUCUGAACAACAGUGCUGUUGGACACAGUGUCCUUCCUGGCCACGAGACAGACGACCACGGGAAAAAAGGCUCCCCUGAAUCUGACGACGCCUGGGACAGACCGUUCAAGUGUGAUCAGUGUGACCGAACGUAUCGGCAUCACGGUAGUCUGGUGAACCACAAAAAGUGUCACCAACAAGGAACUUUUAAGUGCUCUGUGUGUUUUAAACAAUUCAGCAAUCUGGCUGCACUAAACAGCCACGAGAGGACUCACUCAAAGUUCAAGACUCCAGGGGCGACCAUGGUGAGCAGCGGCGCAGGCAGCAGCCUCCAUGAUUCGGAGCGCAGCGCCGGCUCGCAGUCCUCUCAGAGUGAUGAGUCUGCCUCCUGUUUCUGCCACUUGUGUCAGAUAGCGCUGCCGAACAAGGCGGACUUCCAGGAGCACAUCCUGCUGCACAACACGGCCUCGCCCUCACUCGGACUGCCGCGCAGCUUCCCCGGCAUCAUGCCUCACAACCUGAGUGCCGUGCGGUCCCCGGCAUACACCCCGGCACUGGGUGACCCUCUGCCCUUACCCCCGCUUCCUGCAGAUAAAAGGGGCCCGUACGACCCAAUCAUGGGUCCCCCAGUCAACAACCCCAUUUACACAUGUGCAUACUGUGGGGCUGGACACCCAGACCUAGAGACUUUAAAAGUUCACUAUCUAACCCAUGACCCUCAUCCACCCUCCCACAGUCAGGACAGCUCCAUACUCAACUCGGACACACUCAGCUCUGGAUCACAGGGCUCGGUGGCAUCGCCCUCUGGAGGCCGGGUGCCUCAGGCCAAUUCUCCAGAUGACGAAGAGCGCCGCUUCAAGUGUGGAGAAUGCGGCAAAAGCUAUCGGCAUGCAGGGAGUCUGGUUAAUCACAAGCGAUGCCAUCAGACCGGCCACUACCAGUGCACCAUCUGCUGUAAGCAGUACCCCCACCUGGCAGCACUACAUAGCCACCUGCGGAGCCACAAGGGCCGCCCCUCCAACCAGCCAAUCGGCAACGACAGCAGCGACUGGCUGUCUCCUGAGCCGCUCACGCUGGAUUCCCAGCAGAGCUAUGUCCAGGAGGGCAACACCACAAACACUCCAAUCUCACUGCCAGGAAACCUUGGUGAUUCCUCCCACUUUGUGCCGGAUGGCGGCCAUAGCAGCGGAUUGGACUCCUUGGAGUUCCAUGAUCGGUUUGAUGGCAGCUCGCUUUCCCAGAGCAGCUCUACUCACCGACAGGCAGACAGACACGUGUGUGCAGACUGCGGCGAGAUGUACGGGGAUGUUUCAGGCAUCAAGUCACACAUGUGUCCCCGCCGUGGACAGCAACAGCCGCCACAGCAGCAGCAAAGCAACAUGUCUAAUGGCUUCAUGGGGAGCAUGAACUACCACAGCUCUGGUGGGACAUCCAUGCCGUCCGGGAGCUCCAGCAGCAUUAAAGAAGGCAGCAGCCAAAGACCCUACUCCCAGAGUGGGGGUAAGAGGAUGGGCAGCAAUGACAAAGAAGACGAUGACGAUGGAGAGGUGUAUCAGUGCUCGGUAUGUGGCAAUCACUAUGCCAGCCUAAGAGCUCUCAGAAGCCACCUUCGCAGCCACGCCAAUAACCCGAUAGGAGCAGGACCAUCCAAUCUGGAUCAGGACUGGAGGAUGAUCUGCUCCACCUGUGGCCAGAGCUUCUCCAGGAAGCAGGACCUCCUGAAUCACCAAUUAAUCCACGGCCCCCAGAGGCCAGACGGCCAGCAGCAGGGUAUCACCAGCAGCUCAGCCAAUGGCAGUGACAAGAUGGACGGACGCAACCACAUAUGUGUGGACUGUGGCAUGUUUUUUGCCGACCAACACCACCUGGUCACUCACUUGUGCCCCGGUAAGAACAGAGGAAUGAAUAAGUCUGGCCUAAAUGGAGGCAAAGGGAUGUCUGGCGGUGAAGGUGUAGCUGGAGCCAGUGGCGAUGGGCGCAGGCCAAUGGUUGAUCAAAGUGACAAACCACACAAAUGUGACCAGUGUGGACGAGGAUACAGACACCCCUGCUCGCUCCUCAAUCACAAGAAGUCUCAUAAAACUGGCGUUUUCCGCUGCCUGGUGUGCCAGAAACGCUACUACAACCUGCUGGCACUAAAGAACCACCAAAGGACCCACUUCGACCUCAAAAGGCACAAGUGUGAGGAAUGUGGCAAAGCUUUCAAGAUCCAAAAGCAGCUUAUCAACCACCUUCGUCUCCAUGAGGAGCACCGGGCCAAAGGUCUUGUCCGGACCGGUCCCAACGGUUCCCGCUUCCAGCAACCUGGACCAUCUCAAAUGCAGACAAUGAGAGCGGAGUCCUCAAAGGGCCCAGUCAUGGGGGUCAAGUACAGCCAUCAAGGCUUUAAGAAGCCUUACUCGUCGGCCGGGACCUCCAGGCCCCAGAAGUUUGACCCUGCCGAAAGUGGGCGAAGACCGUUUGCCUGUGAGGAAUGUGGAAAGACGUACCGCCACGCCGGCAGCCUGGCCAAUCACAAGAACCUUCAUAAAAUUGGAGAGUACCACUGCAACGUUUGCAACUCCACGUACCCCAACCGGUUGGCCAUGAAGAACCACCUGCGCCUCCACUUUGCCCAGAAGAAGCACAACUGUCAGGAGUGCGGCAAAGGUUUUCGCACUCAGCGGCAGCUUGCCACUCACACUACAGCUGGCUUGUGCAAAGGCCCGCAGGGCCCUGGGGCCCAAAUGGACUUUGAGUGCGACGGCUGUUGCGAAGGAUUUGCCACGGCUGAUGAACUGUCUGCUCACGACUGCCCAGCUCAGCACCUUCCUUCGUCUUCCUCCACCAGCAGCUCGGCCAACAUCAGCUUGGAGAGGAGCUCUGUGGACAUGGAUUCUGACGAGCGGCCGUACGCCUGCGACCUCUGCAGCUGCACCUAUAAGCACGCUAGUUCCUUGCUCAACCACAAGCACACUCACAAGACCGGAAACUUCCGCUGCAACUUCUGCGACAAGCCCUACACCAAUUAUAUGGCCUUGCGCAACCAUAUGCGCAUCCAUACGCAGCGCAAGAAACACAUCUGCCACACGUGUGGGACUUUCCGGUUGGCAAGGUUCCUGCGUAACCACCAGAAGGUGCAUGAGGAGGGCGCCACGCCGUUCGGCUGCCCCACCUGCGGGAAGAGUUUCCAGGGGAGGUCCGGUCUGGCCCGGCACCGCUGUGGGGACAACCAGGUAGGCAUGGAGGUCAGGAGGAAGGCCGCUGCACCCCCAGGAGAGGGAGAAGAGUGUCGGUACACAUGUGAUCAGUGUGGCCGCUCCUACCGCCACGCCAGCUCCCUGCUGAACCACAAGAACACCCACACUGUCGGCAUCUACCACUGUGCCGUGUGCCUCAAGACCUACAACAACCUGCUCGCCCUCAAGAACCACCGCCGCAUCCACUCUGAGACCCGCCGCCACCGCUGCCAUGACUGCGGGAAGGCAUUCCGCGUCUCCUCGCAGCUCUACAACCACCGGCGGGUCCAUCAGAAGCAGCGGGAGCUGACCUGCCGGUCCUGCCAGCGAGCCUUCCCCACGCAGGCCAGCUUCAGGCUCCACAUGGAGAUCACCCAUGGCCAGAUGCCGCAACCCCGCCAGCCCAGACCCCAGCAGCACCGGCCGGGCGGCUCCCAGGAGCUGGGCUGGGGGUCGGGCCUCGACCUCACCCUCAUGCAAGAGCAAGGACUCGACCCCGGCAGCUUGGCUAAAGGCCGCGGCCGCGAGGGCAACGAUGAGGUGGCCAAGCCCCACAUCUGCAACCAGUGUGGACGCUCAUACCGCCACGCUAGCUCGCUGCUCAACCACAAAAACAGCCACAAGACCGGGACCUUCUUCUGCUCCUCCUGCCAGAAGGAGUUCCCCAACCUCAUGUCCCUGAAGAACCACCGGCGCAUUCACACCGAGCCCAAGCGCUACCAGUGCCCGGACUGCGGUAAGUCGUUCCGGGUGUCCACACAGCUCAUCUGCCACCGCCGGAUCCACACCAAGGAGAAGCCCUUCUCCUGCCAGCAGUGUGACAAGCGCUUCUCCUCCAAGUCCAACCUGCGGCACCACAUGAAGGUGCACUGGAGCGGCACCACGCCGCCGCCAUCGGCCAUGGCAGGACCCAACUACCUGGGUAUGCCCGGCGGACCUUUCGUUUAGUUCUGAGCGGGUGUCCGGCGCCGGCGGUGCCAAACCGUAGCUGAACCUUCGUCGUCCUCGUUGUGUGGUGGCAGUGUGUGUGAGGACAGAUAAACACACACAGACUUUCUGCUGACCACGGCUCCCUGCAUGAUGCCCCCCACAGCUGCAGCGCCUGAGCCUGACCCGGACUGUUGGGUCGUCGGGUCGCUGCUGGUUCCGCUGGUGGCCUUUGUCAGUGUUUUAAAGCCUUCUCACUCUUAAACGUAGCACGAGUGGAGCUCGGCUGUCGGACCGUCGCGCCACCAUCGGGCAGCAAAGACUCAUGGGACUUUUUCAGACUUAAGACGCGUAUGUGUGCUGCAGAAGAGAGACGCUUCCUGUUAUCUGGUUCACACACACGGACUCAGAGCGGAUGAUUUCUGUGCCAACGAGAUCGGUAAAACUCAUUUCGUUUGCAUUUAUCAAACCACAGAUGUGUGUUUGUGUCCAACACUGUCUGUAUGAACCGUAACAAGUUCUCCUACUGCUCUACUCUUACCUCCGCUGCUGACGCUGCACAGGAAGUUUGGUGUUCAGUCCUGGAUCAGUCUCAACAGCUUCUCCGUCAGUGAAUGUUGUGAUGCCUGUUCUGCACCAGUAGAGGGCGACGGUUUUAAAAACUGGCUCACAUGAUCUGACAUCAGUUUGUGUUUCUAAGACGUAUCAGAAAAACGUUAAUGCGCACAACGCACGUUUAACCUUCAUAUUUUAUUAAAACAUGUUUCUGAAAGAACAAACAUUUUAACUAAAUUUAGAUAAAGUUUUUUAACUUGAAAAUAAAAAGCAUAUCGGGGAUAAAAUGACUUGUUGAAAAUGGAUCAUCUGAAUGGUUCUUUGAGCGGAUCCUGAAGAUUCGGUUCCCUCACAAGAGCCGGGAAUCCCAUCGCUGGUCAGAACCCGGGUUUCCUCUUCACGCUUGCAGAACCAGAACAGCACCUAGUGUGGCUGCUCUGGGCCCACUCAGUCACCGUAGUUCACAGCGUUUUUCUCAAAUGAGACCAGAAACAGGUUCUGGUUCCGAAUUGGACUGUGGACUUUUUAUCUCCUGAGUUUUUCUGACCCGAUCAGCUGGUUCUCCUCCAACUGGCUGUGGAUUCAGCCUGCAGCGCCACCUGCUGGCUAAACCACCAGUACCUGCAGUCCGUGUGUGUGAACUGAAGUCGUAUCUCUGCGGCUUUGACCGAAGGAAGCAGAUCUUGUAGUAACUCAUUUAUUUAUAUGAAGCUGAUUAUUGAUUAUUGAUGAUUAAUCGUGUAUCGGACCGCGCUAGUGUUUAGGCUGUGUGACUUUAGAGCCGUGUCGAUGUGAAGCACCCCUCCGCUCCGAACCGACAGACUCAUCCGGAUCCUGCCUUCUUCUCCCCGUGACGUCACGCCGACUCCCUGCUUCCGGACGGACUUCCCGGCCGAGUCGGUCCCACUUCCUGUAUUUAUUGGUGUUUCUUUCCGUUUCCCUUAUUUAACUGUUGGAAGCCUGUGUGUGUCUGUCAGCGUGUCGAGGAGCACCGGUGCUAGUCAAAAAAUAAAAAUAAAGUGAAAGCCGUGCAGUGACCGUCAAGUGCUGUAGGAGUCCAUGUGAUCUAGAACACAGAAAUGUCCCCAUCCGCCGUCUGUCCUCCGACACUUCCUGCCUGCAUUCAGUAGAUUAGAGAAGAAGAAAGUGUGGAGCAGCUGUAAUCCUCCGUUUGAAGCUCGACCUUUCUGUUUUCAUGCGUAUAUAUGAUGUAAUGCUUACUAUACACUUUUAUAAACUAUGUUUUGAUAAUUCAUUUCUUAACAGAGAACUUGUCCAUAUACUAUAACCCUUACUGCUGAGUACUGAAAAUAAAUAGAUGAGAAAAAAAGAA